Mus caroli (Ryukyu mouse) is the source of this 4494-nucleotide messenger RNA. The record is from RefSeq and is a predicted model, not a curated record. Lineage: Eukaryota; Metazoa; Chordata; Mammalia; Rodentia; Muridae.
GCGACUGAAGAUCGCGGGAGGAGCGUCUUGCAAAACCUGCCAUGUAGCAGGGGCUUCAGUUGGCAGCUGUAGCCGAGGCUGCGAGCGAGGCUCCCCACCUGGGGGCAAGCGUCGGCCCAGCUCGGCGGGAGGACGCGGUGACGGAGGGCCCCCGCAGCCCCGGGGUCGCGGCUGCGGAGCGGAGUGCGUGGGAGGAGGCGACGCGCGCACGCCUGAGGCGGCCGGCGCUGAGACUCCUGCCUUCAGUCCCCCUCUCCCGCCUCUCGCCCCAGAAAUGAGCUGGAGCAUCGCCUGUUUGAUUCCAGAGCCCGAAUCGGCAAGCAGAGCAGACCUCAGCGGCAGCUUUGUGAGGACUUAGCUGGGACCUGGAAGCGUAUCCUCCUGUGUUUUUUCUGACUUCUUGGAAAAUAAGGAAUGCAAUUCUGCCACCAUGAUGGAAGGACUGAAAAAACGUACAAGGAAGGCCUUUGGAAUACGGAAGAAAGAAAAAGACACUGACUCUACAGGCUCGCCAGACCGAGAUGGGAUGCAGGGGAAAAAAAAGGCUCAGAAGACCCAGCUUCUCCUCACCUCUUGCUUCUGGCUCAGAGCCCUCUCCUUAACUCUGUCUCAGCAGCCCAGCCCACACGAGCCACCCUACCAUAGCAAAGCAGAGUGUGCGCGGGAAGGAGGGAAGAAAGCUUCGAAGAAAAGCAAUGGGGCACCAAAUGGAUUUUAUGCAGAAAUUGAUUGGGAAAGAUAUAACUCACCUGAGCUAGAUGAAGAAGGUUACAGCAUCAGACCUGAGGAACCAGGCUCUACCAAAGGAAAGCACUUUUAUUCUUCAAGUGAAUCUGAAGAGGAGGAAGAGUCGCACAAGAAAUUCAACAUCAAGAUUAAACCCUUGCAAUCGAAGGACGUCCUGAAGAAUGCAGCGACGGUAGACGAGCUGAAGGCUUCAAUAGGCAACAUCGCACUUUCCCCUUCGCCUGUGAGGAAAAGUCCGAGGCGCAGCCCGGGUGCAAUUAAAAGGAACUUAUCCAGUGAAGAAGUUGCAAGGCCCAGGCGUUCCACCCCAACUCCAGAACUUACAAGCAAGAAGCCUCUGGAUGACACUCUGGCCCUUGCUCCCCUCUUUGGUCCACCAUUAGAAUCAGCUUUUGAUGAGCAGAAGACGGAAGUUCUUUUAGAUCAGCCUGAGAUCUGGGGUUCAGGCCAACCGAUGAACCCAAGUACGGAGUCGCCAGAGCUAGCAAGACCUUUCCCCACUGGAACACCUCCACCUCUGCCUCCAAAAACUGUACCAGCCACCCCGCCUCGAACAGGCUCCCCCUUAACAGUUGCAACAGGAAAUGACCAGGCAGCCACAGAGGCCAAAAUUGAGAAACUACCAUCCAUCAGUGACCUGGACAGCAUUUUUGGGCCAGUGUUGUCGCCCAAGUCUGUUGCUGUUAAUACUGAAGAGAAGUGGGUCCAUUUUUCUGAUGCAUCCCCGGAACAUGUUACUCCAGAGUUGACUCCAAGGGAACAGGUGGUGACCCCACCAGCUGCAUCAGACAUCCCAGCUGACUCCCCCGCUCCAGCCCCACCUGGCCCCCCAGGCUCCGCAGGUCCCCCAGGGCCUCCUGGUCCUCGCCAUGUACCAUCUCCGCUCAAUUUAGAAGAAGUCCAGAAGAAAGUCGCUGAGCAGCCCUUCAUUAAAGAUGAUUACUUAGAAACACUCUCAUCUCCUAAAGAGUGUGGGUUGGGACAGAGAGCAACUCCACCUCCCCCACCACCACCCACCUACAGGACUGUGGUCUCGUCCCCCGGACCUGGCUCGGGCAGUGGUACGGGGACCACCAGUGGUGCGUCUUCUCCUGCUCGGCCAGCCACCCCCUUAGUUCCUUGCAGCACCACUCCGCCUCCACCUCCUCCCCGGCCUCCAUCCCGGCCAAAGCUACCUCCAGGAAAGCCUGGAGUUGGAGAUGUGUCCAGACCUUUUAGCCCACCCAUACACUCCUCCAGCCCUCCUCCGAUAGCACCCUUAGCCCGGGCUGAAAGCACUUCUUCAAUAUCGUCAACUAACUCACUGAGCGCAGCCACCACUCCCACAGUUGAGAAUGAACAGCCCUCCCUCGUUUGGUUUGACAGAGGAAAGUUUUAUUUGACUUUUGAAGGUUCCUCCCGGGGGCCCAGUCCCCUAACUAUGGGGGCCCAGGACACCCUCCCGGUUGCAGCAGCUUUCACAGAAACUGUCAACGCCUACUUCAAAGGAGCAGAUCCAAGCAAGUGCAUUGUUAAGAUCACGGGAGAAAUGGUGUUGUCCUUCCCUGCUGGUAUCACCAGACACUUUGCCAACAACCCAUCCCCAGCAGCUCUGACUUUCCGGGUGGUAAAUUCCAGCAGGUUAGAGCACGUCCUGCCGAACCCCCAACUUCUCUGCUGUGAUAAUACACAAAAUGAUGCCAAUACCAAGGAAUUCUGGGUAAACAUGCCAAAUUUGAUGACUCACCUAAAGAAAGUCUCUGAACAAAAACCCCAGGCUACAUACUAUAAUGUGGACAUGCUCAAAUAUCAGGUGUCUGCCCAGGGCAUUCAGUCCACACCUCUGAACUUGGCAGUAAACUGGCGCUGUGAGCCUGCAAGCACUGACCUGCGCAUAGACUAUAAGUACAACACGGAUGCCAUGUCCACUGCAGUGGCCCUCAACAACGUACAGUUCCUGGUUCCCAUAGACGGAGGAGUGACCAAGCUUCAGGCUGUGCUUCCUCCAGCAGUCUGGAAUGCUGAACAACAAAGAAUAUUAUGGAAGAUUCCCGAUAUCUCCCAGAAGUCAGAAAAUGGAGGCGUAGGUUCUUUACUGGCGAGAUUUCAAUUAUCCGAAGGCCCGAGCAAACCUUCCCCACUGGUUGUGCAGUUCACGAGUGAAGGAAGUACUCUCUCUGGCUGUGACAUUGAGCUUGUUGGAGCUGGCUAUCGGUUUUCACUCAUUAAGAAGAGGUUUGCUGCAGGAAAGUACUUGGCAGAUAACUAAUAAAAGGUCAUGCAAGGAUUUGGAAGAUCCAUGCCCCGGAGAACUGUUGUUUGAGAGACAUGUUUUAAUCUGGCUUGAUGAACACAAACCGAUGUCCGUACUUGGGGGUCUGUCAGCUGGAAGGUCCUGGCUUUCAGCAGUGACUUCCGGCACCCAGUACUGUGCUGCUCAGUUCUGCAGUAUUUACUUAUAGGUGUAAUAUUUGUUAAUGGUUUUAAAAUGUAAUUAUUGUAUUUGUAAACUGUACCUUCAUUCCAGUAAGGCAGUUAGACACUUGGGUUUUAGCAUUUUCCAUUCCUGAAACGGAUGUAAUUUAAACUGUGGUAUGUAAAUUUAAUAGUAGUACUGUUGAACGGCACAAUGCUUACAGAGAUACAGCGCAUUUUGUCAAUAUAUAAAAUUUAAAUAUGAUGUUGAUAGUUAUCAUAAAGGGGGUGCCACACAUCGAGAACCUUAAACAGAACCAGAAACAAAACACGCAGCCUACUUUCCUUCACUCUUUACUAUGUUUCCCUCUAGUGCUAAAAAAAACUUCUAGCUUCAGUUUAGUGGGUUAAAUUCACACACUAUCUCAGAGAAAAGAAAAUUCUAAAGUUACAGCAUAUUCAAAGAGAAACAGUAAUUACCACUUUUUAAAGAGCUUUUUUUUCAAACUGCAAAUUUCAUAAAAAUGCAAACUGUGUAAACAGGGCCUCUUAUUUUUAUAACUUGUGUAAAAAGGGAAAAGCAAUUCAUAUUUAAAGUUUAAGUAUAUUAAAUUAUAUCCAAGAGGGCAGAGGUUGCUGAAGUCCGACCUGACCCCUAGCCCCUUCUGUGCCGUUUAGCAAAUGUGGAGAUUGCUAAGUCAUCGGAUUAAAGCCAACAUGAUUUUUAAAGUUUCGAGACUUUCUGUAGCUGAACUGGUUAAAACUUUUGCACAAUUGCUCGGGACAGAGGGGCCUCCCUCGUCCAGCAUCCAGGGGUGGGUACCUCGUUUCUUCUUUACUCAUGAGAAUCAAAACACAGAGAAGGAUGGAGGAAAACAAAUAGUCCCCUGGUCCAUCCAAAAGGAGAAUUCUAAACUUAUCUUUUACAUCUUUGGGGGAAGGAAGAAAUAAACUUUAUAAAUGAAAUUCUAUUCACCUUGUUAUGAAUAUUUUUGGAUGAUUUUAAGAUUCAUCAUAUACAACUGUGAAUCUUUGCCGCUCUUGGGGAAUUGAAAGCAGAGCCAGAGACGGGACAGUGGCUUUGAACAUAGUAAAUGCCACAGUUCUGGGAGUGGGGACGGUGUCUGCCCCACCGGAGGGGAAUCAAAGCAGUGUCGUGUGAGGCCUAAAGAAGACGUCUUCCAGUAAACCACAAGUUAUUUUAAACAGAAAAGUUCCUGUUUGGGGCUCUCCUACUGAGUUGGCAUGUGUAGCAUUGGCUGCUGAAUCACAUUUUGUAUCCACUCGAAUCUGACAAGGAGUGGUCAGCUCCUUUUCAAUUUUAGAAUCAAAUUAAAAAUGUUUUAAGUCUUA